Molecule: messenger RNA, 2274 nt
Organism: Scylla paramamosain (green mud crab)
Lineage: Eukaryota; Metazoa; Arthropoda; Malacostraca; Decapoda; Portunidae
Product: sphingosine-1-phosphate lyase-like
Exons: 13
Coding region: 142-1767 (541 amino acids)
Biological process (GO): sphingolipid catabolic process; carboxylic acid metabolic process
Cellular component (GO): endoplasmic reticulum
Molecular function (GO): sphinganine-1-phosphate aldolase activity; pyridoxal phosphate binding
Source: RefSeq, a predicted model, not a curated record
GAGGGACGGGGAACAGUCUGCCCGUGACCCAAGUGACGGCUGGGCGUCGUGCACACCUCAUCGCCUCCAGGUUUUCCCUCCGCCGCCUUCUGCCCUUCCCACACCGCCCUUCCACCUGUAGCUGCCGGCGGAGACACCACCAUGGAAGCCCUGCGGGAGUAUCUUAACUACGUGGAGGAGUUGGCGGAGGACGUAGAGGCGUGGCUGUUGAUUGUGGUGACGGCAGGAGUGACGCUGGGGUCCCUUGUCCUGCUGAACCUAUGGCGCGAUCGACGAGAUGUGUUGGAGUCAAGCCGGGCGUGGGUGUUCCGCAUGCUGCGCCGUAUCCCGGCCAUCGAGGGGAGGAUCACCCGGCAGCUGGAACAGGCGAGGAAAGAAAUCGAAAAGAGCAUGUUCGAAGUGAAGGACGAUAGCGUGGCGCCCUUGCACGCCCUGCCCCAAGUCGGUUGGUCUGGUGAGGAGGUGAUCACCGCUGCCACCAAGGUGCUGGCCCUGGGUAAAUAUGACUGGAGGGAAGGUCGCUUAUCCGGGGGAGCCUUUAGCGGCAAGGAUGAUGCCUUCACGCAGCUGCUGACGAAGAUAUACAGACUCUACGCCCUCUCCAAUCCUCUGCACUCAGACAUCUUUCCUGGAGUGCGUAAGAUGGAAGCUGAGAUUGUGAGAAUGACGCUUGACCUCUUCCAAGGUGACCAGGACGCCUGCGGCUGUAUGACGACAGGCGGGUCUGAGAGUCUGCUAUUAGCCCUGAAGGCGGCGCGGGAUUGGAGUCGAGAAGUCAAGGGCAUCACCGAACCUGAGAUUGUUCUUUGCUACACAGCUCAUGCAGGAUUCGACAAGGGGGCCAGCUUGCUCGACGUUAAGCUGCGGAAGGUGGAUAUGGACCCAGUGACAUGCAAGGUAGAUCUGAGGGCCAUGCGGCGGGCCAUCACCUCCAACACUGUUAUGCUGGUAGCCUCAGCCCCGCAAUAUCCUCAUGGCAUCAUUGACGACGUGGAGGGCGUGGCAUCGUUGGGGAAAGCGAGGAACAUACCCGUGCACGUGGACUGCUGUAUGGGCGGCUUCCUCCUGCCCUUCAUGAAGGCCGCGGGGUAUCCGGUAACCCCCUUCGAUUUUCAGGUGCCGGGCGUCACCAGUAUAUCCGCCGACACGCACAAGUACGGGCAGGCGCCUAAGGGAUCCAGCGUGCUGAUGUACCGCAGCCACAACUACCUCCACCACCAGUACUUCGUGACCCCGAACUGGCCCGGCGGCAUCUACGCCACCCACAGCGUGCCGGGCUCCAGGGCGGGCGGACUGGUGGCGGUGUGUUGGGCCUCGCUCCUAUACCUCGGCUUCCAGGGCUACACCAACGCCACCAAGGCCAUCAUAGCCACCGCCAGGAAGCUAACUCAGCGGUUGAAGGAAGUGCCCGGGGUGGAGAUAUUCGGCGACCCUCUCACCUCCAUCGUCGCCUUUAACACCACUGAAGUAGACAUCCUCAAGGUCGGAGACGUGCUCUCUGGCAGGGGCUGGCACCUCAACUUCUUGCAGUACCCAUCGGGCCUACACGUGUGCCUCACCGGCCUGCACGCCAAUGACGCCUUCGUGGACGGCUUGGUGCACGACCUGAAGGAGGCGAUAACAGAGAUUAAGAACAAUCCUUCUACUCUCAAAGGCGUUGGCAAGGUAUAUGGCACGGCGGCGGCCAUCCCGGACAAGGCACUGGUGGGUGAGGCUGCCAAAUUGUUCCUCCAGUGUUACUACGACACUCUACCUGACCCAGCCUGAGCCAGCGGCCCGCGUGUAGCCUGUUAAGUGACACCCAAACAGCCAGUGGGAGUCAGGCUACCGAUCCCCCACGGCAAGGCUGCGCAGAUAUUACAAGUACCCCAGUAGCUAGCUGUUGCCAAGUUUCCUCUAAGCCUCGGGGAUACAUAACACUGCGUCAGAUGUGUAUCCAUUGUUGUUUGUUUGCCUCGCCCCGUCUCCCUUGGUUCAACUUUCACUGCUUGGGCGAUCUCUUGUUUGACAUUAUGAUCACUGGAAAAGAAAAGUUUGCUUGUACAUACGCAGAUAAUAGAGGUUAUAUAACUAUUUUAGAGACUGUGACAAAAAUAAAUAACAAUAAAAUAAAUAGAUGAAUAAAAUAAAGGUAAAUAGAUAAAUAUCUUAAAAGUUAUAAGUGAUUAAGAAAUUGUCUACAGUAGUUGUAAGAGGAUUAAAGCGUAAAUGAACAAAAGUAAAUUUACAUUAUGAUUCAUAUGAAUAAAAAGAAAGAAAAAGAAAGAAAGAAAA